Messenger RNA from Acanthochromis polyacanthus (spiny chromis), 2572 nucleotides. RefSeq names its product E3 SUMO-protein ligase ZBED1-like. NCBI's taxonomy places the organism in Eukaryota, Metazoa, Chordata, Actinopteri, Pomacentridae. Gene Ontology annotation, molecular function: protein dimerization activity; DNA binding. Bases 596 to 2461 code for a protein of 621 amino acids. The record is from RefSeq and is a predicted model, not a curated record. The transcript is spliced from 3 exons.
GUUUAGAAAUUAGGCCUUUGGAUGGCUUUAAUGACAGAAUAUUAUCAAGUGUUGUUGUUUGUAAGGAGGCAGGGGAUUCAGGUAAUUGUGACACAAGAAAAUGUCGAAUCUGAAGAAAACGAAAAAAAUCAGAUUUUAGAAGUUUAAAUUUCUCCUUCAAUUCUGAGAAAGAUAAUAUGGAACCUUCUUUGAGAAGGUGUUUGAAACGUGUGAUACCCUCCCGAUUAGGGCUGAACGAUUUAUCUAAUUUGCGAUUUUAUCGCGAUAUUACGUCACGCGAUUUUGAAAUCGCGUGGCUACUCGAUUUUGAGCCUUUGUUUGGUUGUUUCGCACCCAUUCAUUUUAAUCAUGCCUGUGCAUUAGGGCUGCCACGAUUAGUCGACUAGUCACGAUUAUGUCGACUAUUAAAAUCGUCGACAACUAAUUUAAUAGUCGACGCUUCGUCUUUUUUUAAAUCACUGUUUUUCUCUCAAAACUGCUGCGGCAUCUUCCACUGCCGCGUCUGCCUUUCUGUCCUUGACACACAUGCGCACUAGGGGUAAUCGGGAUCAGCCGCGAUGUCACCGGAAAUUUAUACCUGACUGGCUAUGGUAUCAUGGCAACCCGGCGGCAACGGAACUCUAAAGUGUGGGAGCAUUUUAAGCAAACACAGGACAAAAGUGUGCAAUGCAAUAUCUGCAAGACAGAGCUUUCCUUUCACGGCAGCACAAGUGCGAUGCACGAGCACCUGAAAAGGAAGCACGUUUUGGCUUGUGACAACGAUGAAGAGGGACCGUCGUCUCGUGCUAAAAAAGUACGUUCUUCUUCAAUGGACGGAUUUGUUACAAAGCUAGCUACAUGCACACCUCAGCAAGCAAAUGUUCUGACUGAGUCCAUACUGAACAUGUUGGUGACGGACAUGAGACCCCUGUCGAUGGUGGAGGAUGAAGGGUUUAAGGAGAUGAUUAAACAAUUCAACCCGGAUUAUCACAACAACUACCUACCAGGCAGAUCCCACUUCACCGCAUUGAUGGAGAAGAAAUAUCAUGCAACCUUUGAGAAGGUAAAGGAGACCCUCAGGGGCGUCAACAGUUUCCUCACGCUGACUGCUGAUGUGUGGACCAGUCGUGCAACAGAGGCUUACCUUGGAGUGUCUUGCCAUUUCCUGAGUGAAGACUGGAAAAUGAAGAUGUUCAACCUUUCCACCAUGCCUCUUGAGGAGAGGCAUACUGGUGCAAAUAUAUUGACAUGGAUGGAACAGGUUUUAGCAAAGUUUGACAUCUUGCCCACCAAAAUAAAAGCAGUAGUUCAUGAUAGUGGUUCCAAUAUGGUGGCAGCAAUGCGACUGCUUGAAGAAAAACAUGGAUGGGCCUCCAUCCGCUGUGCUGGACACACACUCCAGCUCGUAGUCAACACUGCUCUCAAAGAAACCACCAUUAGCAGAGCACUCGGUGCUGCCAGGCAGCUUGUGGAGCACUUUAAGAGAAGCGAGCUGGCUAGUACAAAGUUAAAGAUGAAGCAGGAGCAAAUGAAUGUUAAGCAAAAUGCACUGAUCCAGGAUGUCAGUACAAGAUGGAACAGUACAUUCCACAUGAUUGAAAGACUCCUUGAACAGCGCUGGCCUCUCACUGCCACUCUGUCAGAUCCCGAAGUAACUCCAAGGGGGAAACACUACUUCGACCUGAAGCCAGAGCAGUGGGAGCUGCUUGAAGAAUUGAAGCAGGGGUUGGCACCUUUUGAGACUGCUACUGUUUACCUUAGUGCACAGCAGUACACAACCAUUUCAGGUCUUCCACAGGUGGUCAAAGGGCUGACACGGGCUGUACACCAAAGCCAAUUUGAGACAAACUCAGGAAAAUCCUUCAUUUCCAGUGCAGAAAAGGGGAUAACACAGAGGUGGGGGAGUAUUUGCACUAUCUCAGGAGACAAAGAAAAUCCAGUUCUUCUUGCAGCUGCCCUGGACCCGAGAUACAGAAAGCUGAAGUUUUUGACUCCUGAAGAUGGCAUCAGACUGCAGGGGAGUAUUGAAGUGCUUGCUGUCAAAGAAGCAAAAACGACUGGGACACAGGAUGCAAAAGGGCCAAUGCAGAGGGCCCAUGGUUCAGGUAGAAAGAGUACUCUGGAAACCCUUCUUCAGUCUGACACAGACAGUUUGAGUGAAAAUGAGGAUGGAGAAUCUGAGGAGGACAGAAAGAUCCAAGUUGUGAUAAAUGAAGUUCGGCUGUACUUCGGAGAGGCUUCACUUCCUAAAAACGAGGAUCCACUGGAAUGGUGGAGUGCAAAUGAGGGGCGUUUCCCCACAAUGUCAAAGCUUGCCAAAUCAUUUCUGUGCAUCCCUGCAACCUCCACCCCAUCGGAGCGGAUUUUCUCUGCAGCAGGGAACAUCUGCUCUCAAAAGAGAGCAAGCCUUUCUUCAGGACAUGUAGAAAUGCUAACUUUCCUGGCUAUGAACAAGACCCUUGUGCAGUUUGGCAUUAUAUAGAGUAACAGUAUAGUAAAGUUGAAUACUGUUGUGAGCACUGAGCACAAAACGCACUUUUGUUACAUUUGAGUCAGUGAGACCAAAACUUUAAUAAUUCCUUAGUUACAAGUG